This is a messenger RNA of Neoarius graeffei (lesser salmon catfish), 2513 nucleotides long. RefSeq lists its product as uncharacterized. Bases 121 to 2355 code for a protein of 744 amino acids. The record is from RefSeq and is a predicted model, not a curated record. Gene Ontology annotation, molecular function: structural molecule activity. The transcript is spliced from 8 exons. Lineage: Eukaryota; Metazoa; Chordata; Actinopteri; Siluriformes; Ariidae.
CGCAUCUGGCAAGCUCGUGCAGCCUUGCGUUAAAGUGUGCGCUCAGAGUGCCAUACGCGCAAACACUCACGCAAUCACUCUGAAUUCUAUUCUAUUCUGUCCUUAGCAGCAUCACUGAGAAUGUCACGCGGAGGAAGAGCAUCGUCUUUGGGCCCAGAAGUGCGUCUGGGUCGCGCAUACAGCCCGGUGCGCUAUAGUGCGGCUUUCAACAGCCGGAGCGGCCCCGGAGGCGCAGUGCAUCCCGGAGAGGAAAAGGAGACCAUGCGCGAUUUAAACGAGCGUCUGGCGGGUUACCUGAGCCAGGUGAGACUCCUGGAGGAAGCCAACAACACCCUGGAGGCGCAGAUUAAGGAGGUUUUAACGGAGAGGCGCGCAGCUGGACAGAGAGACUGGAGCGGAUAUGAGAAAACCCUCUCCACCCUGAAAGGCCAGGUGAAAGAAAUGGCGAUGGAUAACGCUUGCCUCCUCCUACGGAUCGAUAAUGCCAAGCUGGCUAUUGAUGACUUUAAAGUCAAGUUUGAGACAGAGCUUGCUAUUCGCCAGACAGUUGAACAAGACAUUACACGCCUCCGAAAGCUAAUCGACGAGACACACAUAAGCCGCAUGCAGCUGGAGAGUGAAAUCGAGGCUCUGAUGGAGGAGCUGAUGUACCUGAAAAAGACUCAUGAAGAGGAUGUUGCGAAUGUGAAAGGUCAGAUCAGAGACUCUAAUGUGGAUGUGCAGCUGGAGGCGGCGAAGAGCCAAGACCUCAGUGAGACCAUCAAAAAUAUCCGCCAACAAUAUGAAAAAACAGCACAGAAGAACCAGGAGGAAACUGAGGCCUGGUACCAAGCCAAGUUUGAAACCAUGGCAGUGGAAGUGAGCAGGAACACUGAUGCUCUCCAGCAGGGACAGAGCAAGCUGAACGACCUGCGCAGACAGAAACAAGGCCUGGAGAUCGAGCUUCAGACCAUGUACCACAUGAACCAGUCUCUGGAGGACACACUGAAUGACUCACUGGAGCGUUACUCCCAAGAUGUAAACGGUCACAACAUGGUUAUCCAGCAGCUGGAGGCGGAGCUUGCGGAUGUCCUCGCCCAGGUGAAGAAGCAGGGGGCGGAGUAUCAGGCUCUGCUUAACAUCAAGAGUAAACUGGAGGAAGAGAUCGCCACCUAUCACAGCCUUCUGGAAGGCACUGGGCUGCCCUCCAACGGGAUCGGCAAUUCUGGAUUACCUGAAAAUCGUGAUUCCAGUGGCGUGGGAGCACGUGACAAUAUCAAUAUCAAAAAUAUUGGCCCACCAGAAGAUGUUAAGGUCAACGAUAAUGGUGCAUUUGAGGGUGCUAAUACUGGAGGCAAUGAUCUGGGUGGAGAUGAUGAAAGUGUGGAGUUUUCAUUAGAGCAGGCUCUGUGUGCUGGGCCCCGUUCCCUGAUUCCUGACCCUACACCCAAUAGCGAGAAUGCGAAAGAAGAGAUGAUUACUCAGAAGGACCUGGAGCUGAAUGCUGCCAACAAUGCCAAGAAUAAGCAGUACAAUCAAGAAGAUGGACGAGUAAUGGAAGAUCAAAUCAUCCAAAAGGAAAUAGAAGAGGAGACUGUGAACUCGGUGGGUGAAAUUCAAGUGCAGGAGGAAGAGGCAGCGAGUCCUGUGGUGGACGCUCAGGCAGCCAGUCCUGUGGUGGACGCUCAAGCUGCGGAGGCAGCCAGUCCUGUGGUGGACGCUCAGGCCGAGGAGGCAGCCAGUCCUGUGGUGGACGCUCAGGCCGCGGAGGCAGCCAGUCCUGUGGUGGACGCUCAGGCCGCGGAGGCAGCCAGUCCUGUGGUGGACGCUCAGGCCGAGGAGGCAGCCAGUCCUGUGGUGGACGCUCAGGCCGAGGAGGCAGCCAGUCCUGUGGUGGACGCUCAGGCCGAGGAGGCAGCCAGUCCUGUGGUGGACGUUCAGGCCGCGGAGGCCGCCAGUCCUGUGGUGGCCGCAGAGGCAGCCAGUCCUGUGGUGGACGCUCAGGCCGAGGAGGCAGUCAGUCCCGUGGUGGACGCUCAGGCCGCGGAGGCAGCCAGUCCCGUGGUGGACGCUCAGGCCGCGGAGGCAGCCAGUCCCGUGGUGGACGCUCAGGCCGCGGAGGCAGCCAGUCCCGUGGUGGACGCUCAGGCCGAGGCGGCAGCGAGUCCCGUGGUGGACGCUCAGGCCGAGGAGGCAGCGAGUCCCGUGGUGGACGCUCAGGCCGAGGAGGCCGCCAGUCCUGUGGUGGACGCUCAGGCCGCGGAGGAUGUAGAGUUAAACCCCAAUUUGGAGAAUAUUAAUCCAGAGAAGGAGAAACAGGAAGGGGAGAAGCCUGAGAACCCAGAGGUGGAGCCUUUACAGAACGUGGAAGAGUGAUGUUUCCACUGCAGUUUUGCAUUACAUCCUCUGUGGAGUCAGUGAUCAGUUUUAAAUUACUGGUCUUAAUCUCUUUUUUGCUGUAUUUCUCUGUCUCUAAAGUUUGCAUGUCUGCCUGUAGUUUCUCUGUUCAACAAUAAAACAAGUGACUUAUGAAA